CUCUCCCUUUGCUUUCUCUCCCUCAAGUCUCCAGUUUUGACCUGCAGCUCCCAAGCUCUUGUUUCUGCUUGAGAUCUUGUCUUCUUUUCUUAUUUCUUACUUUCUUGCUGCAACCUCCUCAAACCCAUCUUGAAACCCUGCUGUUCUUGGGUUUUCUUGACCUCAAAUCUCAGCAAGGUCUAGUCUUUGUUAUGCUGGUUUGGGGUUUUUGAGUUUUCUCUAACACCCAGGGUUUGGUUUUGUCUUGGGUUAUCAAGAAAUAUAUCUUGAUGCUUAACCUCUUGUUCUUGAUGUUUGAGAUUCAUGUCUCCAACUCUGAGUGAACUCCUCCUAUCCGAGUGUAUGAUAAAUUCUACAUCUAGGCGCAGGACCCAUUUAGUUCAGUCGUUCUCAGUUGUCUUCCUCUACUGGCUUUACUAUGUUUCAUAAUUUCAGCUCCCAAUUUUGAUAAUAAGGCCCCAACAAUCUAUAUUAUAGCUAUUAUCUACUAUUUUCUCUGAAAUAUUUAAGUUUAUUCUGCAUCUUGGUCCUGUUUUUGCCGAAUCAUCUCUCUCUGAGUUAUACUUCGUUACUCUCGAAAUCUGCAAAAGAAAAGUUUCUGGGUUUACAAUGGCUUCUUCCAGUGGAACUUCGUCUGUUUCCUCCAUGCUUCAAAACUCUGGCUCUGAAGAAAACUUGCAGGUUCUGAUGGUUCAGAGGAAGAGGAAGAGAAUGCUGUCGAAUCGGGAGUCCGCAAGAAGGUCUAGGAUGAGGAAACAGAAGCACUUGGAUGAUCUCACGGCGCAGAUGGCGCAGCUGAAGAAGGAGAACCACCAGAUCAUCAGCAGCCUCAACAUCACAAGCCAGCAUUACAUGAACAUUGAGGCAGACAACUCUGUGCUCAGGGCCCAAGCGGCUGAGCUCAACAACAGGCUGCAAUCUCUGAAUGAGAUCAUCACUUUCUUGAAUGCAAACCAUGGUGGUGGUUGUGUUGAGGAUUCAAGCCACAACAGCAACAACAACAACUUCACUGAGCCUAGUGCUGAUUGCUUCUUCAACCCUUUGAAUCUUUCAUAUCUGAACCAGCCCAUCAUGGCUUCUGCAGAGAUGUUUCAGUACUGAUCUCCAGAGGAUUCAUUCUUUUGAUUCUGGGUUAAAGAAAAGGGACAUAGAGAGGUGUACUUCGAUUUCAACUAAAUUAGUCUAAGGGGUGGGAGGAAUCUCACUAUUAAUUAGAUGGUGUUAAUGAAUAAUUUAAUGUGCAAAAAACAAUGAGCGUGGUGUUGUCACUAUUGUGUUCUUGGUUUGUAAAAUAUGGGGGCUAUAUUAAUAUGGACUAAGUUGUUCGCUUCAA
This is a messenger RNA of Argentina anserina (silverweed cinquefoil), 1333 nucleotides long. RefSeq names its product bZIP transcription factor 11. The record is from RefSeq and is a predicted model, not a curated record. NCBI's taxonomy places the organism in Eukaryota, Viridiplantae, Streptophyta, Magnoliopsida, Rosales, Rosaceae. Gene Ontology annotation, biological process: positive regulation of DNA-templated transcription. Bases 610 to 1101 code for a protein of 163 amino acids. The transcript has a single exon. Gene Ontology annotation, molecular function: DNA-binding transcription factor activity; transcription cis-regulatory region binding. Gene Ontology annotation, cellular component: nucleus.